AUCUGGCCAGCAUGAGAACACCGGAUAUCCACGCAGAGAGAUGCGAUGCUUUAUGCUGAAGCUGUUAAACAUCUGUUGAAAGAUUCAGUGAAAAGUUCUGUUCCAAGCUGAGCAGGUGAAAUGGCGUGUGCAAAAGUGCCUUUAGAUGAGCUGCAUGUGACUGAGCACUUUGGACCUCAAGGCAAAGAACGCACUUUACCAGCGCUGCACCCUGACCGCAAAGAAGAGAGAUGUUUUUUACCCUUUAAACCCCCACCUGAAGAUGGCACACCUGCACUGGUCGAGGAGUUCCUGGAACAUGCUCAGUUUAUCUCAGAGGAUCUGGACUGGCUGCUGGCAUUGCCUCACGACAAGUUCUGGUGUCAGGUAGUGUUUGACGAGUCGUUACAGGGGUGUUUGGACUCUUAUUUGAGACACGCUCCCCGUGGUUUGGACCCGUUUGGACUCUCGUCCAGUCCAGCAGUGGCAGACAUGCAGAGGAACAUUCACCGCUCCAUGUUCAUGGUCUUCCUCAGGAUGGCUACACACAAAGAGUCCAAGGAGCACUUCAUUACCCCUGCAGUGUUUGCAGAGAUUAUUUACAACAACUAUCUGUUUGACAUUCCCAAAAUUCUGGAUCUGUGUGUUCUGUACGGAAAAGGAAAUUCCCAACUGCUACAUAAAAUGAUCGACAACAUUUUUACGCAACAGCCCAGUUAUUAUGGAGACCUAAAUGAGACUAUACCCUCCAUCAUCCAGGUGUUUGAUAUAAUAUUACAGAAGUGUGGUAUUCAGUCAGAGGACACAGGAGCCGGUCAGCCCCUAAAACUCAAUGCUAACAGAUGCCUAACUGCCAUGACCAUGCCAGAGGAGGAGCUUGCAGACUUGGUUUCUUACAUGUGUGAUACCUGCACUACUAUCCAUUCUUUCCUGGACAUCUUCCCUGAGGCUUGUUCUACUUUCAAACAGCACAACUUUCUUAACAGAUUACCAUCAUUUUAUGAGAUGGCAGUUCCAGACCUGGAGAAAGCAGUGAAGAAGAGGAAUUUCGAUAAAAGUUUACAGGAGGACAUGUGGAGACGAGUAUCUUAUUCUAGAAAGAAAAUGGUGGAGAUUGCUCACCUGCUGCUCCAGCACGCGUGUUUACAGCCCAUACUGGAGGGCUCUGAAAAUGUGGCAUCCUUUGUAGAAGAUCUUCUACAGAACUUCACAACUUUCCUUCAAGAGAAAAGAUUCCUGGCUGAUUAUGAUGAACAGUUCCCUUUAGCAGAUGACAUCAGUCUUCUUCAGCAGGCCUUUCCUCAUUUAGAUGAGACCAGGACUUCUUACCUGUUGCAAGGUGUAGAGUCUGCCUGGGAGAGUGUGGGGAAGAAGAGAAGCUUCCCCUCUGUGAUCUCCUCGUCCAAUCACAGAGCAGGAGCCAAGAGCAAGACUGGCAGAGAUUUAGCCGCUUCUCCGACAGAAGGAGCAGGAGUUUCAGGGGUCAGAGAAGAGUUAAGAGGAGCAGAAGCAGUGUCUUACACUCCCCGUAAGGGUGACAAUGGUGCAGUGUGCACCGUGAGUGCUGGAGAAUUAGAAUCUCUGCUGUCCCAUAUCCGAGACCUGCUUCCAGACUUGGGAGAGGGAUUCAUACUGGCAUGUUUGGAAGAAUAUGGCUACAACUCCGAACUUGUCAUUAACAACAUCCUAGAAGAUAAACUAGCUCCUUCUCUUGACAAACUAGACCGGGCAAUGGCCAGGCCUGUGAAGAAUGAGCUUCCCCCUGUUUUGAGCACUAGAUCAAACGUGUUUGAUGAUGAUGAGUUUGACGUGUUCAACCGAGACCGUCUAGACAUGAGUCGCAUCUGGAAAGGCCGGAGACAGGGGGAGAGUGUUCGCGCUACGCUCGAUGACAAGCAGCACAUAGAAGAGCAGAGAGCCAGAUAUCAAGCCUACCAGACCGUGGUGGAUGAGAUUCCCAUAGCGAAUAACCCUUCUGGAGACCAGGAUAAUGCUUUCGGCCUGGAUGAUUAUGACGAUGAUUAUGAUGACACGUACGAUGCCAACCAAAUAGGAGCCAAUGAUCUGGAUGAAGAGGAUGAAUUAUUGAACCGCAGGCCGUUUACUAUCCCACAAGUUCUCAGAACAGGCAAACAGGUUCAGGAGUUUGAUGACGACGUGGAGGAAGAUGAAGAGGACAAGAAUGAGGCUGUGAAGAAGAAUCACUUCAUCCAGGACCCAGCUGUCCUUCGAGAGAGAGCCGAGGCCAGGAGAGCUGCUAUGCAAAGCAGGAAAGGCUACAGACCGCCACCAGCAAGUAAUGUGGUAGGGGGGCCAAAGGGACGGGGUCAGACGCAGGAGACCAUUCAGGACCGUCGUAGAAAGGAGGCAUCCAAGAGCAGAGGAGCCAAUCACAAUCGCAGAUCAAUGGCUGACAGGAAACGGAACAAGGGCAUGAUCCCGUCCUAAGACUUUUACAAGAGCACAGGUUUUUAAGAGCUGAAAAAGCAGAAGGAAAAUACUCGAGGUUUGAAUGUAUCUCUGCUUUUUUAUAAGAUCAAGACACAGGGGGCACGGUCUAUUACAUAGGCCUGCUCUUUCUUUGAUUGAUUAUGAGUUUCUGUUCUGAAGUAUAAAUUAACAUGCAGAGUUGAGAGUUUGAAGUGCUUCAUAAAAUACACAGGGAUGUGUGAAAUUAUAAGGGAACAAGUGAAUAUAUUUUUAGAACUCUUAGUUAUUGUAUGACAUGAAGUACGACAGUCGUAUCUUUUGCUGUGUAACAAGAGUUUAUUGAACAGAUGAGAGGUUCAAACAGUUAUUGCACUGUUAAGGAAAAUUCAAUAAAUAAUAAAGGAACAUCAGGUUUGAGAAUGCAGCAUCUAAAGUAAAUUUGAGAAUCAACUCUACAAAGGAUGCCAUACAUUACACUAGUGAAGCAAAAAUAAGAUCGUGCUCCAGUUCUUUAAAGGUUCAGAAAGCGAUUAAGACUUGACCUAAGAGCAGUCUUUCGAAAAGCAACUCCGUUUGAAGUUGUGCAGACUGCAGCGUCCGAUUUCAACACAUUAAUCAUACUGUGCCAAAGGCUGUGAGCAUCCGUCACUCCGGAGGAGAGUGAUGUCACUUUUCUCAUAUAGACUUUCAACAGGCAAUGUUCUCUUGCCUUGUAGGACAAUAUAUUUCUACUUACUAAGAUAAAAUCAAAGCAUUUUGUAAGAGAAAGCAUAUUUAAAAAUGCUUCUGAAAUAAUAGUACAAACAUUAGGAAUAUAAAACAUAAAUAAAUACUGUUUAUAAGAC
This is a messenger RNA of Danio rerio (zebrafish), 3254 nucleotides long. NCBI's taxonomy places the organism in Eukaryota, Metazoa, Chordata, Actinopteri, Cypriniformes, Danionidae. The record is from RefSeq and is a predicted model, not a curated record.